AUGGAGAAGGGCUUCUUAGCCGACCUCAAUGAAAGAAUUCAAAAUCCAGAAUCGCAACGUUGUUUGGUGCUGGUCAUCGUCUGCAUAGCCCUCCUUCUGGACAACAUGCUCUAUAUGGUCAUCGUCCCCAUCAUCCCUAUCUACCUGGACGAAAUGAAGGCAGACGAUUCAUCUACAACAACAACGUCGAUAAAAAUAACGACAUCAAUCAACUACUCUUGCAAACAACACCUGCUCCAAAUGCCAAAAACAAAAAAGAAUUUAGUUGGAAAAACUGUUCCGAUUCUGGUGAAAUAUUCUGGAGAUGAAAGCACCGACGCGAGAGUUGGCAUACUCUUCGCUUCGAAGGCUCUCGUGCAGUUGUUCAUCAGUCCAAUUAGUGGGACAGUCAUUGACAGGAUAGGUUAUGAAACGCCUAUGAUAAUUGGAUUGUCCAUUAUUUUCUUUUCAACAACCAUCUUUGCAUUUGGAAGAAGUUACGCGCUGUUGUUCAUAGCUCGAAGUCUGCAAGGAGUAGGUUCAGCUUUCGCCGAUACCUCAGGCCUGGCGAUGAUAGCUGAUCGUUAUAAAGAAAAUGCUGCUCGUUCGAAGGCGCAAGGCAUUGCUUUGGCUUUCAUUAGUUUUGGCUGUCUCUUUGCUCCUCCGUUUGGUGGAUUUUUUUACAAGUACGCAGGGAAGGCGGUCCCGUUUUUACUGCUGUCUUUAAUUGCUCUAGCAGAUGGUGUGAUGUUGAAACUUGUCUCCAAACCAGCAAAGAAAAAAGAGAAACAGACUCUAUGCGACAAUGGUUUAGAGAAGAAAGGAACUCCUAUUUAUAAGCUCAUUUUAGACCCAUACAUUGCUCUUUGUGCUGGUGCACUCGUCAUGGCGAACGUGUCACUAGCUUUCUUGGAACCUACGAUAGCACGCUGGAUGAAAGAAACUAUGAAAGCAGAUGAGUUUCAAAUUGGCGUCGUUUGGCUUCCACCAUUCAUUCCACAUGUUUUAGGAGUUUACGUAACAGUAAGGCUGGCUAAACUCUACCCGAAACAUCAGUGGCUGAUAACUGCUGUGGGGCUUUCGUUGGAAGGAAUAAGUUGCUUAAUCAUUCCAUUCUGCUCCAACUUUAAAAUGGUCAUUCUCCCACUGAUGAUUGACUGUUUUGGAAUUGCUUUAGUGGACACGGCCAUUCUUCCGUCUCUGGCUUAUUUGGUGGACCACAGGCACGUUUCAGUGUACGGCAGUGUCUACGCCAUAGCUGACAUCUCUUAUUCGUUGGCGUAUGCAUUUGGUCCAAUUUUAGCUGAUGAAAUCUAUCAAAAAAUUGGAUUUUUCUGGUUAAACUUUGGAAUAUUUUUAAGCAACGUGCUCUACGCACCUCUGUUGAUUUUUCUGAAAAACGUUUACAAGUACAAUGAAUUUGAAGCUGAAGAAGACGAAGGUUACGUUGGUGAAGAUGCCAGCCCACCAGAUCCUCACCUACGUAUCCAGUAA
Messenger RNA from Helobdella robusta, 1473 nucleotides. RefSeq lists its product as hypothetical. Gene Ontology annotation, biological process: chemical synaptic transmission; transmembrane transport. Gene Ontology annotation, molecular function: acetylcholine transmembrane transporter activity. Gene Ontology annotation, cellular component: AP-1 adaptor complex; terminal bouton; AP-2 adaptor complex. The transcript is spliced from 4 exons. NCBI's taxonomy places the organism in Eukaryota, Metazoa, Annelida, Clitellata, Rhynchobdellida, Glossiphoniidae. The coding region runs from base 1 to 1473 and encodes 490 amino acids. The record is from RefSeq and is a predicted model, not a curated record.